Molecule: messenger RNA, 2409 nt
Organism: Anopheles coluzzii
Lineage: Eukaryota; Metazoa; Arthropoda; Insecta; Diptera; Culicidae
Gene: Sec6
Product: exocyst complex component 3
Exons: 2
Coding region: 109-2322 (737 amino acids)
Biological process (GO): exocytosis; exocyst localization
Cellular component (GO): exocyst
Molecular function (GO): SNARE binding
Source: RefSeq, a predicted model, not a curated record
AACAACAACAACAAACCACAUCGCCUCGAAAAGGUGGGAGCAAUUGAUCGAUCCGUGGGGCGUGCUUUCGUGUUCACUUUUCCCCUAAAACGUUAUCAACCCUGCACGAUGGAUCUCGAGCAGAUUCAUCAGGAAGCGCGCCAGGCGGCCCUGAACGAGGUGAAGAACAUGUUUCAGCGCUCCAACCAGAUGGAGAAGGUGGACCAGUAUCGACGGCGCAUCUAUCGCAAGAACCUAUCCAUGGACGCACAGCUGAAAUCGUGCAUGCAGAACCAAACGGACGAUGUGAAGAUAGGCGUAAAGAAGCUGCAGACCGCCCUGGAUCAGAUACAGGAGAUCGGCGACCGGAUGAAAAACGCGUUCGCGAUGCUCACCGACGUGCCGGCCGUGUACGAUACGCUCGAGAGCGUGCGGGACGAAAAUGCCAAACAUUCCCAGUACAUGACGGCGAUGGAAAACCUGAAGCACAUCUUCACCGUCCAGUCCAGCGUGGACAAGGCGAUGCAGUGGAUCGAGGAGGAUAAGCUGCUGCACGCCCACCAGUGUCUGUCCGAUCUGGAGAACUCGCGCGACGAUCUGCUGUACGAGCUGCACAAGCUGCCGAAACAGAACGCCCACGAUAAGAUUACGCUCAAGCGGUACUUCGAAAAGGUGGAGACGGUUUCGGUGACGCUGGAGAAGAAAAUAAGGCUCGUGCUGCAGCGUACGCUCAACACGGUGCGCAAGGAGCCGACCGUGAUCGUUACGGCGCUGCGCAUAAUCGAGCGCGAGGAGAAGGCCGAUGCGUUCGCGCUGCAGCAGCAGAAAAAUACGGGCUUCAUAGCGCCCGGGCGACCGAAACGCUGGCGCCAAAAGGCACUGGAUGUGCUGAACGAGGCGGUGGUGCAGCGCAUCGAAGGAUCGAAGCUGGAGGAACGGUCCGACAACAAGAUGUGGCUGGUGCGGGAUCUCGAGCUGACCAGGCAGUUCCUGCUGGAGGAUUUGCGCGUGGUAAAGUCGCUCUGCGUGCCUUGCUUUCCUCCGCACUACAACAUACUGAACGAGUACGUGAAAAUGUACCACAACGCAAUGUCCAAAUAUCUCGAAGAACUCAUACAAACAGGGCUGGAGGGUAACGAGUACGUGACGAUACUGUCCUGGAUUAUGAACACCUACCCCGGCCGGGAGUUGAUGCAACAUCCCGACCUCCUGAUUGACCUGUCCGACGUUGGGCCGCUGGUAAGCAAGCAGCGCCUGCACGAGAUGGAAACGGCCUACCUGCGCACGAUGGAACGGAACUACCAGGAGUGGAUGACCAAGACGCUGGAAACGGAGAAGGCGGACUGGAUCAACGGUGUCGAGAUGGAAACGAGCGACCAGUACUACCACACGUCCGCCCCGAUGAUCAUCUACCAGAUGAUUGAUCAAAAUCUGCAGGUCACCAACACGACCCACUCGGACCUGACGUUCAACGCGCUCAUACUAAGCAUCCAGCAGAUGACCAAGUACGGUCACAUCUACCGCACCGCCGUGAUCGAGUACAAGGAGCGCCAUUUCCGGGACCGCAGCCAAGCGCCCUUCUUCACCCAGCACAUCAUCACGAUCGUGAACAACUGUCAGCAGAUGAUUGAAAUUGCCCAGCAGCUGAAGCAACUCUACUGGCCGAAAUCGAAAACGCAACACUACGAAGAGUUUGAAAAGCUCGUCAAAACGUACCAAACGCUGCGGGACGAAACGGGCCUUGUGCUGCUAGAGGAAGCGUUCCUCGAUCUGGAAGGACACUUCAACGAGCUGUUCACCGCCAAGUGGACCACCUCGUCCGUGUCGGUCGAUACGAUCUGCGUCACGCUGGAGGACUACUUCCAGGACUACAACCAUUUGCGCACCGCCAACUUUGAGUACGUGAUCGGCGAGGCGCAGAAAAUGGUCGCCAAGCGGUACAUCAGGGCGAUGCUUUCGAAGCGGCUGAACAAAAACCGGGCCGAGUGUGAGGUGCUGGCGAAGAAAAUCGCCAAGGAGGCGAAGCAGAUCAAGGUGUUCUUCGAAAAGGUGGCCCCGAACGUGGCGAAGGGUGACUCACCGAUUGAUGUUAUUUCCAAUCUGGCCGGGCUGCUGAACUGUGACGCGGAGAUGCUGGUGCUCGAUCUGCACUCGGUGCUGUCGUCAUACCCGUCGAUUACGGAAGACCAUCUUGUACGGUUGUUCUAUCUGCGGAAUGAUUUUAAGAGCAGCGAGCUGAAGGAGAAGGUGCAGGAUGCGUUGGUUUCGCGCAAGUCGACCAUCAGCCACGACAAGCAGGACGCAAUUUUCAAGGAGAUUGUGUUUUCCGAUAAGCUGUGGUAGGGGCGAACAUGGAUAUUAGAUGUUAUCGUAUUAUUUCUUAUGUUAUUAAGCGUAAUGUUAUCAAUAUACACAUUCUACCUAACAUUA